CACGCAUUCUCCCCUCUCAGCUUAUCAAUAACACCACAAAUUCGAGGGAAAGCGUUAGACGGCUUUGUUCUAUCACUGCUGGUCGUCAUCUCCUUUGUGAUACAAUCCCUGACAAUGCAUCCCGACGGCCGAAAACGCCGGGUCACUACGUGUAUUCCUUGCCAUACGCGGAAACAAAAGUGCAACCGCCAGUAUCCAUGCAAUCAUUGCACAAAACGUCGAAGACCGGAAGAAUGUCUCUAUAGUUCUCCUCCGGUAGGGCGACCAUCCUCGCGGACUCAGCCCCUUGGGGCCGAGGCGCAGGGACAAGCGCUCGGGACGGCGCGGCCGCCCAGAGAUAAAGCCGGGGUCCACGAGCCCGGUGGACCGUGCUCUAUCGUUCUGGACGCAGCCAAAAAGGGUUCGUCCAGCCCACGCUCAGCCCUCGCCCAAUCAUUUGGUUACUUUGAAGAUAGCACUAGCAACACCAUGGCGUUGCUCCGGAGGUGGAACGUGGAUGGUAAUGGUGACAGCCAUGGCAGCGAGACCGAUGCAUCGGCCUGCCUCUUUCAAAGCAUCAAGCGCGAUCUCAGUCGGAUGCCCCAUCGCCAAGUGCUUGACUUCCUCGUGCAGUAUUUUGUGUCUGAGCUAAAUUGGUAUGAGCAUUUCCGAGCUGUCAAGAGUCUGAGCGAGAAUCCGCUAAUCGAGCCUGUCAUCAGGAUGAAACAGGUCAUCCACGCUCCCAGCUUCCUAGCGCGGUAUCAGCAAUGGUGGACCAAAGGCCAACCGUUUACAGUUGCCGAUGCCGAGUUUGCCGUGCUGAUUCUCCGCGUCGGCUCGUAUGCCGCGCAGUUUCUCCCUGCCCCUUCCCAUACAGUGGACCGUAUCGGCGGGCUUUCCCUCGUGGACAUCAGCAACACCUGCAGCGAGGUGGGGGCCAGUCUCGCUCAAGCUUGCCUAUCCCUUGAUUGGAAGGGAUCGCUAGUACGCGUUCAACACACUCUAUUCCUCGCCCUCAAAUUCUCGUGCGAGGGCCGAACCGACCGAUUCUGGGAGGGCAUUGCCUCAUCCAGUCGCGCGGCCCAAAAAGCGGGCAUUCACACCGACGCCCUUCUUCCUGGGGCAGAUGGCGGGCAGAACUUGGAAAGCGAGAUAGAGCGGAGGACACUCUGUAGUCUCUACGUCCUGGACAGCCAUCUAUCUCGACAGUUGGAUCGGGUCCCGUUUCUCCCCGAUGAUCUGGUGGCAGAAGCCCUUCCCCAGCUGCGUCUGGUGCCAGACAUCGGCACCGACGCCAGCGCACCGGAGGUCUUCACCGAGCGCCUUAUGCAAGUGCAGUUAGGUCGAUUUUGGCGCAGCUUCGGACCACGACGCAGUGUCGAGUACGACCCCAUGCAGGGCGAACAACGAUAUGAGAAAUUCUGUGCCGAAUACCUACCGACGGUAUCCCCCGCAUUUGGACUGGAGCCGGACACCCAGUGGGACGCGCGUUUGCCCAAGCUACCGAUGCAGCGACAGCUACUCCACAUUGCCAUCUUCGAUUCCAUCUGUUGGAACUUCCGCCCGCUAAUGCUGCUCAAGCCCGCCCAGACCGCCCGCCUCGCACCGUACAAACAGGUGUUGCUGCAGUCGCAGAAGAGGCGGCUGGCCCUGGCAGCCCUCGCGGAGCUGGACGCUGUCACGACACUGCACGCCAUGUUUGGCGGCUCCCAUACGCGCUUUGCCGCCAUCAUCUUUAACACAUUUGAGGCCGCCGUGCUCCUGCUCGGUCUCUGCAGCCACGCGAACUUCCCCUUUGACCAAGGCGAUGAUAAUAACGUGGUUCUAGGUGUGAAGGCUGGACGGUUGACGCGCGGCAAGGCACUCCAAGCGGCGGAGCAGGCACUCUGUCGAUUGCAGAUGCUCGCCGAGGUCAGCGAGAUGGCUGCAUCUGGAGCACGUGUCGUGACUCAGCUCCUCAUCAAGGCCACACAAGAACGGACGCCCGAGCCGGCGACACCGAUAGGUUCCAGCGGAAGCUCGGAUUGGCCGGACCCGUUGCUUAACCUGCUGGGGCUGGACGGCGACGACGCCAGACACUGGGCGUCCGCAGAGCAUGCAAAUCCUGGUUUGUUGUCAAAUUCAAUUCCCACAAUUUCGCAAAUCGAUUCGUAUUCGGUAUUUCAGGGGUCGCAGUCGGGCUUUGCGGCGCCCUGGGCCGUUGGUGAUCCAUUUUAGCCUUCCGUGAUAUGUGGUUAUGGACGGAAGUAUUAUUCUCUUUCUGCAUUCGCUCUCGUGGUUUUCAUUC
Molecule: messenger RNA, 2266 nt
Organism: Aspergillus candidus
Lineage: Eukaryota; Fungi; Ascomycota; Eurotiomycetes; Eurotiales; Aspergillaceae
Product: fungal specific transcription factor domain-containing protein
Exons: 3
Coding region: 115-2196 (693 amino acids)
Biological process (GO): DNA-templated transcription; regulation of DNA-templated transcription
Cellular component (GO): nucleus
Molecular function (GO): DNA binding; zinc ion binding; DNA-binding transcription factor activity, RNA polymerase II-specific
Source: RefSeq, a predicted model, not a curated record